AAAGUCAAAAAUAAGAACAAUACAAAACAAAUAAAAAAUAUUCGUUUUAUUAUUUACUGCGACUGCGAUUAUUUAACGUUCAAGCAUGUCUUCGAACAAAAAGAUAGAAGAAGGAUUAGAGCACAUUAGAAACGCCGAAAAAAGUUUAAAAACUUCUUUGCUCAAGUGGAGACCGGAUUACGAGAAUGCUGCUGAUGAAUAUAACAAAGCAGCAACAUGUUUUCGAAAUGCCAAAUCGUAUGAGCAGUGCAAAGACUGCUUACUAAAAGCAGUAGAAUGUUACAAGCAAAACAAAGCAUUGUUCUAUGCUGCUAAAGCUUUGGAUCAAUGCAUUUUAGUCAGCAAAGAGCUGGGGAAUUUGAAGGACAUUGCUCAAUACGCCGAAAGGGCGGCUAAUAUGUACCAAAAUCAGGGAAACGGCGAGUCGGCGGCCUCAUCUUUAGAUAAAGCAGCCAAAAUUUUAGAAUCCCAAUAUCCCGCUGACGCCCUCAAGUUAUUUCAACACGCCACCGAAAUUGCUAUGAUUCAGGAUAGUACUAGACAGGCCGCAGAGUACAUCAGUAAAGUUUCACGGCUGCACGUGAAGUUACAGCAGUACGAUCUAGCUGCAGAUACGAUAAGGCGAGAACUGGGACUUCAUCAGCAAAACGAAUCAUAUCAAGCGACCGGUCGUUUAACAGUAGCUCUGGUACUAGUUCAAUUAGCAAGAGGAGAUGUGGUCGCUGCAGAGAAGGCUUUUAAAGAAUGGGGUAAUUAUUGCGAAGCCCCAGAAUUACAAACAUUGGAAACGCUGUUGCAAGCGUACGAUGAAGAAGAUCCGGAAAAUGCCAAGAGGGCGUUGAACAGUCCUUUUAUUAAGCACAUGGAUGUGGAAUAUUCGAUACUUGCUAGAGAUAUGCCUUUGCCCGAGGGCACCAUACGCCAGUCCAAAGAGCAUACUAAAGAGAAAAAUGUAGAGGAUUCCGCAGAUGCCGAUUUUUCGGUACCCACCGAUGCAGCAAAUGUGGAAACAGACGAGGAUGAAAAUUCCGGCGGUUUAGGUUUAUGUUAAUGAUAUAGUUCAAUUAACUCUACAGUGUCUUAAUUUGCUCGUCAUUUAAUUGUAUAACUUGUCACAGUUCAGGUAAGCAUACUCGUUCAAAUAUGCACUACAUAUUUUACUUAAAUGUUCUUAAAUUUCAUCGUGCAAUAGGGUAAUAUUACUGUUAUUAAGAGAUAACGUAUUUUAAGAGCAAUUAUUUGCCAUAUGCGUGUAUCUAGAUAUAAUAUAAUGGUCAAAAUUUAGCUCAUUAAUAAUGAUCAAGAUCAACCAUUAAUCAAUCAUUACCCUGUAGUCUAGGAUAGAUUGAUGAAUGCUUAAUGUAUGUUUGUAAAUUUGCAUCAUAAGUAAGGUAUAUUUUUAUGAAUUUAUUUAUACAAUAUUUGUCUUUAAUAUUAUAGCUUAUCUGAAAUCGUAUUUUACAGAAUUAAUUUUUCAAGUCACUAAUUAUAGUAAUAGUGGCAUGUAAGUUAAAAAUUUUAAAUUGUUUUAGAAAUAUUCUAAUCCAGUACCUGUUAUAAUUAAGAAAAAUAUUUGUCUGUCAGUUACUUUCUAUUUAUUCACUGUUAAUAUUCCUCCAUGGAAUUAAGUAUAAAUGUUAAUUCUUAAAUGGGUUGGCAAUGAAAUUUUAGAGUCCUCUCAUUAAAAUUCGAUGAAUCGUGUAAUAAAUAACGCAAGAAUUUUUUGCAUAAUCGUAUAUAAGCUCGUAAAAAAUGUUUUUAAAUAUUAGUGAGAUUUUCUAGUCGUAAGUAUUGAAUGUGUGGAAGAUUUAUACAGGCAUCUUGCAACCGGGGAUCAUAAAAGUGUCCAGUACAAAUUCAUUUAAAAUAACAAAAAAUAUUAGAAAACUUUAAAAGUCUAUGUAAAAGGUCUAACACACAAAUAGAUAUAAAAAGUAAAAAUCUUCCAUUAAUAAUACAUUCUUAAUAGAAAUUUAAUUAAUCUAAUAACAUUCCCUCUUAUUACAUACGGUGCUUCGGUUUAAAUUGUAAUUGUCUAGGCAAUAAAAAUGAAAUAAAAUCCUUUAUUUUUAAUUUCAUAAAAUCGAAUCCAAAAGAGAUCCACAUAAUACCUAUAAC
Phyllotreta striolata is the source of this 2118-nucleotide messenger RNA. NCBI's taxonomy places the organism in Eukaryota, Metazoa, Arthropoda, Insecta, Coleoptera, Chrysomelidae. The record is from the annotation of a GenBank genome assembly.